AUGACUACCCCCGCGUUAUCAUAUUACAAUGACUUGCUUCUCGAGAUAUCAACCAAUUUGCAAAACACGCUAAACACAUUUGGGCCUACGUCGCACCAGUACAGAGAUGUCCUACAGACGCUGAAGGACUGCAUUCAACAAAUCGAGCAGAAUAGCCAACAAGUCAAGCCAGAGUCAUUGGAUCCCUUGAGGCUGGGCCUGGCCAUGGAACUGUUGAGCCUGAAAGAAUAG
Messenger RNA from Talaromyces proteolyticus, 231 nucleotides. RefSeq lists its product as uncharacterized. The transcript is spliced from 2 exons. Bases 1 to 231 code for a protein of 76 amino acids. The record is from RefSeq and is a predicted model, not a curated record. NCBI's taxonomy places the organism in Eukaryota, Fungi, Ascomycota, Eurotiomycetes, Eurotiales, Trichocomaceae.